CUCAACAAGGGCCCCUCCCCCCUGGCCCUCCCGCCCGCCUGAGCCAUGGCCGAGACGACGGACGAGCGGUCCCCUCUCCUCUCCGUCAACAACUCCGGCAAUGUCACCCCGUCGGCGGCCACCUUCGACGAGGGCGCCAAUGCGGUCGGCUUUCCAGGCUUUCCGGGGGGCCCGCCCCCCAUCCUCCCCGGCGAGGCGCCCCCUCCGUACACGCCGACCACGAGCCCGGACUCGGGAGGGGUGCCCAUGAUCACGUGCCGCGUGUGCCAGUCGCUCAUCAACGUGGAGGGGAAGCUCCACCAGCACGUGGUCAAGUGCAGCGUGUGCAACGAGGCCACGCCGAUAAAGAAUGCUCCCCCGGGCAAAAAGUACGUGCGCUGCCCGUGCAACUGCCUCCUCAUCUGCAAGGUGACGUCACAGCGCAUCGCCUGCCCCCGGCCCAACUGCAAGCGGAUAAUCAACCUGGGCCCCGUGACGGUGGCGGCUGCCAAUCAGUCAUCGCAGCCGUUCGGCACUCGUGUGGUGUGCGGACACUGCAGCCAGACGUUCAUGUGGGCCGAGUAUCGAGAUAACACUUUGGCCAAAUGUCCGCACUGCAAGAAAGUGUCGUCGAUUGGAAGGCGGUUUCCACGGCGACGCUGCUGCAUCUUCCUGGUGCUUGGACUCAUUGCUGUCGCGAUCGGAGCCGGAGUCACGGUGGGCACGGAGAAGAUGGCGCGUGAGCACCGCGGGAUAUACGCCGCGUGGAUUCUGAUCUACGUGAUCGGUCUGGCCGUGCUGCUGCGAGCCUGCUACUGGGGCUGCCUCAAGGUGAGCCAGCCGCAGCCCGCGCUGCCCUGAAGCCCUCCGGCCACAGCAGCAGCAGCAGCGUCACCGCCACCACCACCACCGCCGUCGUCAGCCACCGAGACCGAACUGCAACCGCUAUCACGGCUACAACAACCACCGCAGCUGCUUACGACCGUAAACGUGUCCAACCUGAACGAGCGCGGCCACCCGCUCGUGCCAUCGUAGCCGUCCUUGCCGAGUGUUUGCCGAUCGUUUUGUGUUUGUCGGCGCGGGUGUGCCGACGCCGUCAGCGCGUCAGCGCUGUGUCACCGCCGCCGACGCCGGAGCGUACCGCCACCGUCACUUUUUGGCAACGGCGCCGCCGCCGUUACCGGUGCCACCGCAACCACUUGCUGCCAACACCGAGACCCGCCGAUAUCCGUCACCACAACAACCAAAAUGUUCAACACCACUUGCAACCGCUAUCAUCACCGUUACCAGCAACCAUUGCCACCGCAACUACUGUCUUCAUCGUCAUCACCAUCACCACAAUCAAUAUCUUCACCACAAUCAAUAUCUUUACCAGCACCAUAAGCAAUAUCACCAUCACCACCGCCAUAACGAAUGUCACCAUUACCACCGCUAUAACAUACAUAACAUUUCUACUGAUAUGGAUAUAUACCAUCCCCAUCAGAAUCGAUAUUAUCGCCAUGACCACCACGACCAGCAGUCGCCACCAUCGGUCACCGUGACCACGGCUCUGACCCCCACCAGCGCGGCAAGGAACCCCGUGGCUCACGGCUCCAAGUUGAGUUUUGAUUGGCAACGUGCGUGCCGCCGAGCGACACAAACACCAACUCCCGUGACACUCCUCCUCCUCGUCGUCACCGCAGGCCGCGGCUGCCCUCCGUCGCGUCACGGGCAGUGGCGGCCGCUCGGCGUGUCCGUGGGGGGGGGGGGGAGAGUCGCGCGCCGGCAACUCGGAUUGCGCGCAACCGACACCGCUUGCCGCGUGGACGUCUGUGCAACUGGUCGCGCGGUCGAGUCGGCCGCUGCGCUUCCGAGCGUCGAUCCGCUCGGCGGUUUGCGGCGGCGCGUUACAUCGAGCGCGCGACACGUUUCGCGAGGCGCCACGAUCAUUACGAUCGUC
Molecule: messenger RNA, 1918 nt
Organism: Lethenteron reissneri (Far Eastern brook lamprey)
Lineage: Eukaryota; Metazoa; Chordata; Hyperoartia; Petromyzontiformes; Petromyzontidae
Product: type 1 phosphatidylinositol 4,5-bisphosphate 4-phosphatase-like
Biological process (GO): phosphatidylinositol dephosphorylation
Cellular component (GO): late endosome membrane; lysosomal membrane; plasma membrane
Molecular function (GO): phosphatidylinositol-4,5-bisphosphate 4-phosphatase activity
Source: RefSeq, a predicted model, not a curated record